AUGGAUCCGAGAAACCUGACCAUUGUUGGGUUGGACAUAGAGUGGAGGCCUGAUGUGAUCCGGUGGAUGAGCAGCAAGACCGCCACCCUGCAGCUCUGCAUUGACAAGAGAUGCCCGAUCGUUCAACUAUUCUACAUCGAGUACGCUCCUGAACUGCUGAAGGACCUCGGUGGAAGCCCUGACUUCACUUUCAUUGGGGUGGAGGUCGAUGGCGACGUGGACAAGCUCAGAGUUGAGUACGGCCUGGAGUGCGCAAAGCAUGCAGAUGUUCAGGAACUGGCGAAGCUGCGUUGGCCAGGGAGGUUUCGUAAGCCGGGCUUGAAGGAUCUAGGGCUUGAGGUGGUGGGUCUUGUCAUGGACAAGCCCAAGCAUGUUAGCAUGAGUAACUGGGAGGCGAGGGUGCUCAAUGUGAACCAAGUGGAAUAUGCUUGUAUUGAUGAAUAUGCUUCAUACGAGCUUGGCGUUUCACUUCUCUAA
Molecule: messenger RNA, 477 nt
Organism: Eucalyptus grandis
Lineage: Eukaryota; Viridiplantae; Streptophyta; Magnoliopsida; Myrtales; Myrtaceae
Product: Werner Syndrome-like exonuclease
Exons: 1
Coding region: 1-477 (158 amino acids)
Biological process (GO): nucleobase-containing compound metabolic process
Cellular component (GO): cytoplasm; nucleus
Molecular function (GO): 3'-5' exonuclease activity; nucleic acid binding
Source: RefSeq, a predicted model, not a curated record